AUGGGCGGCUGCAGAGUGCGCCAACCCAAUACACACACUGAGACAGUAGCAGCAGCAGCAGCUGCAGCAGCAGUUGCAGCAGCAGCUGCAGCAAGAGCAGCAGCAACUGCUGCAACAGCAACGAAAGCGGCUGUAGCAGCAGCAGCUGCUGCAGCAGGAGCUGCUGCAGCAGCAGAAACAGCUGCAGCGGGAGCCUUUGAGCGCGGUGGUAAACGGAAGCAGCGGGGAGGUCGUUGGGGCCUCCGCAUGCAGCAGCAGCAGCAGCAGCAGCUGCAGCAGCAGCAGCAAUAA
Eimeria mitis is the source of this 291-nucleotide messenger RNA. RefSeq lists its product as uncharacterized. The record is from RefSeq and is a predicted model, not a curated record. Gene Ontology annotation, molecular function: ice binding. NCBI's taxonomy places the organism in Eukaryota, Apicomplexa, Conoidasida, Eucoccidiorida, Eimeriidae. Bases 1 to 291 code for a protein of 96 amino acids. The transcript has a single exon.